Molecule: messenger RNA, 2250 nt
Organism: Peronospora belbahrii
Lineage: Eukaryota; Oomycota; Peronosporomycetes; Peronosporales; Peronosporaceae
Source: the annotation of a GenBank genome assembly
AUGAAACAAGCUUCGUUGUGUCAGUACCUACCUGUGUUUUCCUCGACGACAGAGGGCAUAGAGACAACUGCAAAGCUUGAGCAGAUAACGUGUUGUUGCUUCAUUUUUGAACCGACCCAAAAGGAUUUUGCAGCUUCAUCUUCCUGUGAUACAGAUGCAUUCACGUCUUGGGGACGAACUUUAAGGAUUCGGUCGGCCCAGACAAGUGUAGGUGUAUCAACGUUGGUGGUCACCGGUACUACCAGCAAUACGAUAUAUGUCCAUGCAAACGAAAUUCUGCUCGUGUCCUACGUGCUGUCAGCUCAACCAGCAGAAAUACGGUCCUUAUGUGAAGACAACUCGGACCAUCGCCACGUGCUCUUUGUGCGAUGCGAGGAUGAAAACCGUUCUUUUUUCAUACUAAAAUUUUCCAGUCAAGGGGAACACUUGUCCAUGGAACUGCUUUUAUCGUUUGAGCAUGUAGGCUACGCGCAAAUCGGAUAUUUCUCUGGCACACACGUGUCUGAUAGAUCGAACCAGAUCCUACUUCUGAAUGAUGUUCGAGGAAUGUUUGAUAUCGGUGAUACCAUGGACAUCAUUGGGAAUGAAGGGGGCAUGCAUAAGUUCCUGGAUCACAAACAGCUCGUAAAACGCAGUGUUCUUGUCGUGCAGAAGACAUUAUUGCCUGUGAUCAAGCUAUCGUGUCAUCGACUUCGACUACACGAAGUAAAGAAAACGAAGCACGGCUCACGUUUGUGCAAAAGAACUCGCAAUAACGACAGCGUCAGUCUCGACGACACUAAGGCAGGAACAUUCUGCUACAUCGAACGCAUUCAAAAGGCUUCGUCUCGUGACAUAAUUGCAAACCACAUUGAACCAGUUCAAGAUGACGCGGGUGGUAACGGAGCUGCUUCUCGCGCGCAGCUUGAAAAGCUUGCAAAUUCUUUCUCUGCACGUCUCAGCAAUGGGUUGCAGGGACUUGAACGUCUGCAGAUAAUUGUGAGGGAUAAGGUCUCUUUAGUCUACCAGCUCAACCAGCAUAUCGCACGACUGUGGCAAAAAAUACAAGCUAGUGCAAGCUAUCCCAACGAGCAUUUGGUUUUGUUACCUUUUUCAGCUCAAGAGGUAGACAACCGUGGUAUGGAUUUCCAGGUGCACGUGGAUAUGGAAACGAUUGUCUGCUCAACUACUGAUUUCCGAAAUGAUGCAGAAGAUGAAACAAUGAUGCCAGCUCGAACGUCUUUCUCAGAUGACCUCAAGCUGAAAAAACAAGUUUUGUUGGAGCAGCUUACUCUGCUUGAGUAUGUGCCGUCAUCGUCACAUGUUCAUGCUGAAGUUGUGCUAAGGAACUUAUCGGACUUUGUCUUCUACGACUGUUAUGUUUUUCUGACAGCACGUAACGGGAGGCAAACACCUGCACAAGGCUGGAGGUGCUUGAGCUCAGUAGUUCCUGAGUUUUGUCCUGCGCGGGACAUGAUCAAACACACGAUCAGGCAACAAAAAGAAUCACGAUUUCAGCUGAGUUUUCACUUUGCUACAAGUGAUCCAUUUCUUCGUGAGCGAAGGCCGUUAGAGGUAAUGUUAUGGCUGCAUUUAAGACCAUCUGAGGACGAUAGUGUCUUCAAGACCACUCUGGCCUGUAACCCAAGUGAGUUGGCUCUUGCUAUUGCAUCCGUCAACAUUUAUCUUUACGACCUGAUUGGGAUUAGUAGAGGAUUGAGGACACCAUUCAGAAGCAAUGAAAGCGGUGAUUUAAGCACUUUACAAGAGCAAACGCAAUUGCUAUUCAUCUCAUCCGGUUCAAAUCUGGUAUCGUGGUUACGAAAAAUAAUUUCUGAAUUACCCACAUGUACUGAUUUCAUUAUUGGACGAACGCUUGCGCUUAUAAGCAUUAGCGUGAAAUCCCGAGUAGGAGUGCUAUACGAUAUAAACAGGAUCGUUGCAAGCCUUCCACCAGACGUUCAUGUGAUGCAUAACCCAUUCCAACAUGCCUAUUUGCGAGCUCUACAGCGUGUGUUGUGCUCUAUGCGACAGGAAAUUCUUACCAUCCGACAUCAAGGUGUACACGAUACGGAGAAAAUGGAUGAGAUGUAUGGAGCAGGGAAAAACUAUAAGGACCGAACACAAAAUGCAGAGGAUUGCGAUCCAGCGUCAUUUUACCGCAUGGUGCAAUGCAAUACCGACUUAUACGCUAACCGCUGGCUACAAAAACUGCAAAAGCGUGUCGACUUCCAGUUGAUUUGGAUUGAUGCUGGAACAAACGAUUUAUAG